This is a messenger RNA of Mangifera indica (mango), 1080 nucleotides long. Its product is annotated as mitochondrial import inner membrane translocase subunit TIM17-2-like. Gene Ontology annotation, biological process: protein import into mitochondrial matrix. Gene Ontology annotation, cellular component: mitochondrial inner membrane; TIM23 mitochondrial import inner membrane translocase complex. The transcript has a single exon. The coding region runs from base 189 to 854 and encodes 221 amino acids. The record is from RefSeq and is a predicted model, not a curated record. Gene Ontology annotation, molecular function: transmembrane protein transporter activity. NCBI's taxonomy places the organism in Eukaryota, Viridiplantae, Streptophyta, Magnoliopsida, Sapindales, Anacardiaceae.
CGCUAAAUUAUGGAAAUUGGAGACAACUUGGCACAAGACAAGCCCAAAACGUUCCUUGACAAAAUAUAGGGAGCGUUGUACUCAUUUUCAUGUACCAAAAUUCCUUAAGUGGAAGUACAAAUUUAAUUAGAACUCCAUAAAAAUCUUGACCCUUCUCGGUAGCGAGAAACCAAAAACAAACAGUUGGGAUGGGAACUCCAGAGACGUCCAGAGAGCCGUGCCCAGAUCGCAUCCUGGACGACAUCGGUGGAGCUUUCGGGAUGGGCGCUGUUGGGGGCUCCGCCUUCCAUUUUCUCAAAGGCGUCUAUAAUUCCCCUAGUGGCUCCCGUCUCAUCGGUGGCACCCAAGCCGUUCGCAUGAAUGCGCCCCGCGUAGGCGGAAGCUUCGCCGUGUGGGGCGGGCUUUUUUCGACUUUCGAUUGUUCCAUGGUCUACCUCCGCCAGAAAGAGGACCCCUGGAAUUCCAUCUUUGCUGGCGCCGCCACUGGCGGUUUCCUCUCCAUGCGCCAGGGGCUCGGCGCGUCGGCUCGGUCCGCUCUUUUCGGCGGCGUCCUACUGGCGCUAAUUGAAGGAGCUGGGAUCAUGCUUAAUAAAGUCCUCAGUGGCCCGCAAAACAUGCCGAUUAUAAUGGAGGAGCCGGUUCCUAGCAUGGCUGGUGGGCCAGGGUUUCCUCCAGGCUUACCGAGCCAGCUCGAUCAAGGAUUGGAAUCAAGUUCUUCUCAGUCGGAUUCAGGUUGGUUUGGAGGGAUCUUUAGUGGAGGAAAGAAGAAAGAGACCCCGGCGACCUCUGGGAGUAAGACCGAGAUAUUGGAGAGUUUCGAUGCGCCUCCGGUGCCCAAUUUUGAGUACAAGUAAAAAUUUAGGUCUUCAAUUAAAGAGAUUGAACUAUCCAUUUGAACUGCAGCUUGUUUUGUGAUCUUGAUUUAUGCCAUAACGAAUGUUUGUGUGCGAAAGCUGUGUUUUUCUUUCUUUCUUUAUUUUUUUUCGUUCUUUAAUGAUUUAUUAAUUUGUAGCUAGCAUUGCAUAAUAAUUCGGAUGGAAUCCGAAAUUCAAUGAAUAUGAAUUAUAUAUAUUUUGUUUA